AUGCCGGCGAUCUCGAGUUUGUUCAGCCGCAAGGGCAAGAAGGGCAAGAAGGCGCCAUGGCCGGCCCUGCCGCCACCCCCCGCGGACCCCCCCGCUGCACCCCCGCGCCCGCGGCGCCUGCGCCCGCGCCCCGCCGCGCCCGCGACCCUGGCGCCGCCCGUGCCGGCGGGCACUGGGGCACCGUCGGGUGCACCAUCGGACCGAACGGAGCCGAUGGCGGAGGUGCUACCGAAUCCCAGUGUGGACUCUGAGAAGUCAGGGAAGGACGUGGAACUGGGCGAGAACAAGGUGGAGAGAUCACUGUCACCCAAGAAAGCAGAGGACAAGGCGAGAUCCAUCGUGGAUGAGCAGGCCACAGACAGAGGGAAAUUGAUGCUCAUGGUGCCAGUGCUACUGCUGGUGGUGGGUUUGGUGCUCACCCUCUUGCUGCUCUUCUUAGGUGCCAUGCCGGCAGCCGUGCAGACGGGCUUCGACUCGCAGCUUGGACGUGACGACCAACAGUCCUAUGGCUUGGGUGAUGUGAAAGAUUAG
Molecule: messenger RNA, 531 nt
Organism: Cladocopium goreaui
Lineage: Eukaryota; Dinophyceae; Suessiales; Symbiodiniaceae
Source: the annotation of a GenBank genome assembly